AUGGUCCUCGGUUUCCAGUUCUCAUUCCAACCACCACCCCUCAACCCUCUCACCAAGAAGGCUCAACGUAUCCCAGUCUUCAACCCUAUCGACCGCCAUGGCCGCGUCUUCUUCUUUUCGUGGAUGGGGUUCAUGGUAGCCUUUUGGGCCUGGUAUACUUUUCCUCCUUUGCUCACCCACACAAUCAAACACUCCCUCCACCUCACCCCAACCCAAAUCUCCAACUCAAACAUCCUCUCCCUCGUCGCCACCCUUUUAGUCCGCCUCAUCUCCGGCUGGGCCUGCGACCGCUACGGUCCCCGCCUCGUCUUCGCCUCCAUCUUACUUUUAGGCAGCAUCCCCAUCGGCCUAGCCCCGCUCAUCACCAACGUAACGGGGCUCUACAUAAUCCGCUUCUUCAUCGGCAUCCUGGGAGGCUCCUUCGUCCCCUGCCAGGUGUGGUGCACAGCUUGGUUCGAUAAGAAUGUAGUCGGCACGGCGAAUGCGGUAGCGGGAGGAUGGGGAAAUGCAGGUGGCGGGGUGACGUAUUUUGUUAUGCCGGCUGUUUUUGAUAGUCUUGUGGGGAGGUGGGGGAUGAGUGAGGGGAAGGCGUGGAGGGUGACUUUUGUUGUGCCGCUUGUGUGUUUGUUGGUGUGUGGAUUGGGACUGAUGUUGUUGUGUGAGGAUACGCCGGGGGGGAGGUGGAGGGAGAGGGAUCGGGGUUUGAACCUGGGGGCCGCCGAGGGGAGGGCAGAGGGGGAUGAGGAGACGGUUAUUGAAGGUGUUGAUCCCAAGUCCGCAUCCGGUGCAGAGACUCCCACGGCAACGGCAACGGCAACGGCGACGAUGGACGAAGAAGAAAAGGGAUCUGCUAAGACCAUGUCUGAUACCGAAUCCACUACCCGUACCCGUCCGGACGUUGAGAGGGGGGAGGUCGUCGUACCUGCCUCUACCCAAAACCUCGAAGGCACAACCACCCCAGCCCUCACAAUCCUCCUCUCCCCCCAAACCAUCUUCCACAUCCUCACCUACUUCUGCUCCUUCGGCUCCGAACUAGCCAUCAACUCCGUUCUCUCCUCUUACUUCCUCUCCAUCUCCCCUUCCUCCCUCACCCAAACUUCCGCAUCCAACUAUGCCGCAAUCUUUGGCUUUCUCAACUUUUUCACCCGUCCUCUCGGCGGUCUCGUUUCGGACUUGCUUUACAAAUCCUUUGGCGGGGCAUCUUCCACCUCUUCUACCACCUCCCCUUCCCCCUCUCCUCCAAAAGCAAAACCGUUAUGGGCCCGCAAACUCCUAAUCUCCCUCUCCACCCUCCUCUCCGGCACUUUCCUGCUCCUCCUCGGCCUUUUGGCUCCCACCUCACUAGGCACCGUCAUCGGCCUAGUGAUUCUGGCCGCCAUCUUCAUCGAAGCAGGCAACGGCGCCAAUUUUGGUCUGAUCCCCUUCGUUUGGCCGGAACGAAACGGGGUGGUGAGUGGGGUGACGGGGGCGGGGGGGAAUUUGGGUGGGGUGCUGUUUGCGUUGGUUUUUAGGUUUGUGGGGGGACACGGAGGGAAGGGCGGGUAUGAGAAGGCGAUUUGGAUUUUGGGGGUGGUUAAUUUGGUGGUGGGGGUUGGGGGGUUGGGGGUUAGGCCGGUGCCGGGGAUGGGGAGCAUAAGGAGGGAAGGGGGGAGGAGGAGGAGGUGGUUGUGGUGA
Molecule: messenger RNA, 1674 nt
Organism: Neurospora tetraspora
Lineage: Eukaryota; Fungi; Ascomycota; Sordariomycetes; Sordariales; Sordariaceae
Product: putative nitrate transport protein crnA
Exons: 2
Coding region: 1-1674 (557 amino acids)
Biological process (GO): nitrate transmembrane transport; nitrite transport
Cellular component (GO): membrane
Molecular function (GO): nitrate transmembrane transporter activity; nitrite transmembrane transporter activity
Source: RefSeq, a predicted model, not a curated record